ACCACAUCACCUUUCGACCUCGACCUCGACCUCAUCCCUUCCAACUCCAGGACUCUAUUUUUGUCCACGCACACAAUGGAAACAGCACUGAAAACCUUCUUCUCGUCGCCCCGCUUCGCCGUCGCAGGCGCAAGCUCCGACCCCACCAAGUUCGGACACAAAGUAUUCACCUGGUACCUAACGCACUCCCUGCCCGUCACGCCCCUCAACCCGCGCUCCCAAAGCAUCAGCGUCCUCACAACCGCCUACCCCACCAUGCCCUCGCCAAAAGCCCUCCUCACCCCGACUGAGACCUCGCUGAGCGUGAUCACGCCGCCGGCCGUGACGCGCGAGCUGCUGAAAGAGGCUAAAGAGGCGGGAGUGCCGGCGGUGUGGUUGCAGCCCGGGAGCUUUGACGACGAGGGCUUGGCUUAUGCCCAGCGCGAGUUCAAGGCGGCGAUUGCGGGGGAUUUGGGCGGCGGUGGGAGGGGCGGCGAGGGCUGGUGUGUACUUGUGGAUGGAGAGAGGGGGCUGAAGACGGCGGGGCGGGAGUGGGAGGCGGCGAGGUUGUAGGUAGUGGACUGUUGGGGGCGUUGUAAUGCCGCUAAAAUCGUCCAACAGCGCUUCAGCUGUGUGGAGUCAAGGCGCGGUCCAGGUCGAGAACGAAAACGAUUGAGAGCGUCAGGAACAUAGGCGAAAGAUAACAUGAUAACAAAAUGAAUGAACGAGGACAUCAAAACUGCGUCUAUAAGCAUGAUUGAUGCUAGAAGCUUCAGUGGCUCUUACAACCACGACAAACAAC
Aplosporella prunicola CBS 121167 is the source of this 781-nucleotide messenger RNA. RefSeq lists its product as uncharacterized. Bases 76 to 552 code for a protein of 158 amino acids. Lineage: Eukaryota; Fungi; Ascomycota; Dothideomycetes; Botryosphaeriales; Aplosporellaceae. The transcript has 2 exons. The record is from RefSeq and is a predicted model, not a curated record.